Molecule: messenger RNA, 445 nt
Organism: Pieris rapae (cabbage white)
Lineage: Eukaryota; Metazoa; Arthropoda; Insecta; Lepidoptera; Pieridae
Exons: 3
Coding region: 45-413 (122 amino acids)
Source: RefSeq, a predicted model, not a curated record
UAUUGUAAUAACAUUUUAUAGUUUAACGCAAUACAGUGUUAAAAAUGAAUUCCAUACUUCUUGUUAUAUUUAUAACCAUAACUUUUAUUUCCGCAUCUGAAUCAAGGUUCUCAAACGGGAGACGACUCCGCCGUGAUGCAGAAGGUUCCCUGGAUAUUGUUACGAACAAUGUCCAACCCAUACAUGCUGAUGUUAAAAAUGACCAGGCGAUUUCGGAACAGGUAACACCACCCAAAGACAUAUUCUCACUGCGCAGGAGUUUCCCGCUAUUAAGUACAUUGGAUUUAUUCCGAGCUAUCAGUAGAUUGAUCAGUGUCACCGUGUUAGCUGUCAGUGCCGGCAUCGAAUUCUUCCCAAUUCUACAAGGCUUCUACGAAACUAUACAUGAACUAAUUUAUUUUAAUAAAUAUUAAUUCCAAAUCCUUUCUUGCAUUCGACUACGAAA